Messenger RNA from Clunio marinus, 195 nucleotides. NCBI's taxonomy places the organism in Eukaryota, Metazoa, Arthropoda, Insecta, Diptera, Chironomidae. The record is from the annotation of a GenBank genome assembly.
AUGAAAUCAACACCAGCUUCAGAAGAGGAAGCAUCAACGACAUUAUCUAUAUGUGAGACGAUGAAAAAUAUUGCUUUCUUUUUAUUCCCUCAUGAUGAGUCUAAUUUUUUCAUAGCAGUUUUGAGAUUGCCACCUCAUCUGAAGUCACAUAGCAACAACUUAAGUGAAUAUAGAGGAAAUAUUUUGGACUUAUGA